AUGGCUUUGCUCGCAAACAAGAUCGUGUGUAUAACUGGAUCGUCUCGAGGUAUUGGCCGAGCAUGCGCGGUCGAAUCGGCUAGGCAUGGUGCCGUCGGUUUAAUACUGCAUUACUUUGGAGACCAGGAAACCGAAGCGGAGCUCCAGUCCCUGAAAGAAGAGAUAGUGACGACUCACAAUCACUGUCAAGUAGUCGGUGUGCCCGGCGAUAUCUCGGAUUCGGAGACUUCACAAAAGAUCGUCAAAGCAGGCGUCGAAACGUUCGGACGAAUCGACGUGCUCGUCAGUAAUGCGGGAAUAUGUCCAUUCGCCGAGUUCUUGACGAUGCCCCAUGCUACAUGGGAACGUACGCGACAAGUAAACUUGGACGGCUCCUUCUACGUGGUGCAAGCGGUGGCAAAUCAAAUGAAGAGCCAGGUCCCCCAAGGCGGGUCUAUCAUCGGUCUGGCUUCGAUUUCAGCGCUCGUGGGCGGUGAAUUCCAAUGUCACUACACGCCGACAAAGGCAGGUAUCCUGUCGAUGAUGCAAAGCUGUGCUAUCGCUCUUGGGAAAUAUAACAUACGCUGCAACGCCAUACUUCCUGGCACCAUUGCUACAGACAUCAAUAAAGAGGACCUUGCGAAUGAAGAAAAACGGGAGUAUACCAUCAAAAGGACUGUGCUAGGGAGACUUGGUGCUCCCGACGAUAUAGCUGGGCCUAUGGUGUUCCUUGCCAGCGAUCUUGCAAAGUAUGUCACUGGCGCGCAACUACUUGUGGACGGCGGGCUGUUUGUCAAUCUUCAGUGAUAUAGUUUCCUGGUGCAACAAAGG
This is a messenger RNA of Suillus clintonianus, 810 nucleotides long. Its product is annotated as NAD(P)-binding protein. Bases 1 to 786 code for a protein of 261 amino acids. The record is from RefSeq and is a predicted model, not a curated record. Lineage: Eukaryota; Fungi; Basidiomycota; Agaricomycetes; Boletales; Suillaceae. The transcript has 6 exons. Gene Ontology annotation, molecular function: oxidoreductase activity, acting on the CH-OH group of donors, NAD or NADP as acceptor.